AUGUCCAUGGGUUCAAUAAAAAUAAAUGAAAAUCAAGCUCAACCUCCUUGUUCUACCUCCUCUUUCACUCAGCCACUUAAUCAGAGAUGUUCACAUUCUCAAAUCCACACUAAUCACAAUCAAAAGGCUCCUAAUAGCAACUCAGCUACAAAGACCGAACAAUCCGUCAAUUUUGUUAACGCAAAUUGUGCUAACGGCGGUCCAACUGUCCACUUGGUCAGUCAAAAGUCAAUACCCACAGUGGCCUCUCGAAAAGGCGGAUGCGAUUCUACUGAAGCCAUGCUGAACCAAAAAACUUCAGGUCGGUCAUGGCGACACAAUGACAAUGAAAUUGCCAAUCCACCUGAUCUUCGUCCCAGCUCAACUCAUCCCCCAUGCAAUCUUCAAGUAAAUGGCAUAACUGUGUGGAAUAACCAACAGUCAACAAGCCUUUCUUCUGCAGGAAUUACACCACAAUUGGCUAUACGACAAUUUAAAGCCAAACUUACACCUUACGAAAUGACUGAGAUACUUAAUUACCCACAUGUUUACUUUGUUGGACAUAAUGCCAACAAACGCCAACCAAUGUGUGCCAACGGUCCAAAUUUUGGCUUUGAUGAUGACCACGGCUCGUACCUCCACACUGCUCACGAUCACAUUGCAUAUCGCUAUGAGGUGUUAAAAAUAAUUGGAAAAGGCAGUUUUGGACAAGUUGUAAAAGCCUUUGAUCAUAAGACAAACACUUUUGUUGGCCUCAAAAUGGUACGCAAUGAACGACGCUUUACAAAACAAGCAGCUGAAGAGAUUCGCAUAUUGGAGUUGCUUCGAGAGCAGGAUGUGGACAAUAGUCGCAAUGUUGUGCACUUGUUAGAGCAUUUUACUUUUCGUGAGCAUGUUUGCAUGACUUUUGAAUUACUCAACAUAAAUCUCUACGAGUUGAUUAAGAGGAAUGAAUUUAAAGGCUUUCCCCUACCUCUAGUACGAAAAUUUGCUCACUCCAUCCUUGUGUGCCUUGAUAUGCUGCAUCGCAAUAAAAUUAUUCAUUGUGAUUUAAAACCGGAAAAUAUUCUACUAAAACAACAAGGUCGAAGUGGUAUAAAGGUGAUUGACUUUGGAUCCAGUUGUUUUGAGGAUCAAAGCAUUUACACGUACAUUCAGUCGCGAUUUUAUCGUGCACCUGAAGUCAUCCUUGGCUGCAAGUACAACUCCUCCAUUGACAUGUGGAGUUUUGGUUGUAUUCUUGCGGAGCUUCUAACCGGUUCUCCACUAUUUCCCGGUGAAGACGAAGGCGAUCAGCUCGCCUGCAUUUUGGAGGUGCUUGGAAUGCCACCAGAGAAGUUGCUUGAUCAGAGUCGUCGAAUGAAGCACUUCUUCUCUACCACCUAUGGAUGUCCACGAUAUUGCAUGGAGAUUGAUGAGGACAGUAAUGUUGUCCUACGACCACGUAAGACUAAGAGGGGAAAACUUCGAGACAUUCCAGGCGCCAAGUCUCUUAAAUCGGCUCUAAGGGGGCGUGAGGAUGCUGCUUUCUUAGAUUUUCUUACCCAAUGUCUUCAAUGGAUGCCGGAGGAUAGGAUAACGCCUCGAGAAGCCUUCCGUCACGAUUGGCUUCGACGUCGCACUCCACGAAGUCAUGCCAAUGAGGCUGUCGCUCCACGCUCUGGCAAUACUCGUGCCACAAAUGGGGAACAGCAACAUGUCCAAAACUCCGUGACUUUUGCCCACACCACCUCAGUGUCUGUAAGCCAUGCUAUGGCGCAAAGAGUUCCACAUCAUCAUACAACUCUUUCUGAGUCGCAAUCCCACUUGGGUGAAUCCAGUGUAGCAGUUUCUGGUCGACUAAGUCCAUCACAGCUGUCGCAGUAUGGCACAACUACCCUAAAAAGUUACCAAACAGGAGGUCAGUGUCAAAGCACAAUAACCGAAUUACCAUCAACUUUUACUCUACCUAAUCCACCUCAAGUGGUACAAUUGUCAAAACUUGUUUCAACUCACCAAUCCGGCACACCAACAGUUACUGGCACUGACACUCCUCCAGGUGCUGGCGAUAAACGACGUCAAGAAGCUCACAUUCAUUGA
Molecule: messenger RNA, 2058 nt
Organism: Hydatigera taeniaeformis
Lineage: Eukaryota; Metazoa; Platyhelminthes; Cestoda; Cyclophyllidea; Taeniidae
Source: the annotation of a GenBank genome assembly